Molecule: messenger RNA, 3391 nt
Organism: Erpetoichthys calabaricus (reedfish)
Lineage: Eukaryota; Metazoa; Chordata; Cladistia; Polypteriformes; Polypteridae
Gene: cers3a
Product: ceramide synthase 3a
Biological process (GO): ceramide biosynthetic process
Cellular component (GO): membrane
Molecular function (GO): sphingosine N-acyltransferase activity; DNA binding
Source: RefSeq, a predicted model, not a curated record
CGAAUCCUUCUGAAAAGCUUUCAGCCCCCAAGGUGAAUGGUGUCAUUUAAGAGCCGAGUGUCACCAGUGCUUGAAAGCUAUUAAACACGAAGUGCAACUUGGCAGGGUGUGACUCCUCGGUGAUUCUAACAAAACCUGUGUGACAACUUGGGCUUUGGUGAUUUUUAUUUUAUUUUUUUUUUUCCUGCUGCCGCUGUGCGUCACUGAGCCACUUGGCUGUGAGAACGCAAGCACUGCGGUCUAUUCUGGACUCUUCUGACCAGGCGUUUCAGAGUAUCUCCGCAAAAGAGAGAUCGAUCCCAUUGAUAGCGGAGUGUCCAGAUUCAGAUUUGAGCUGAAAACCAGAAGACAGAAGGACUUUCCCGACCAGCUGUAGUCAUCAGUUGAGGAUGCUACAAGUGUUAGCAGAAUGGUUUUGGUGGGAGAGACUGUGGUUUCCAGAAAAUCUGACUUGGUCGGAUUUUGAUGACGACAAAGGCCAUACCUAUGCUAAGGUGUCCCACCUGUACGUCACCUUGCCAUAUGCCGUGGUGUUUAUGGUAUUGAGAUACUUUUUUGAACGGUAUGUGGCGGCACCCAUAGGGAAAGCAGUUGGAAUUAAAGAUGCUGUAAGAAGAAAAGCUGCUGAUAAUCCUGUACUGGAGAAAUACUACAGCAGGCACUCCAAAAUGCCCUCACAGUCGGAUAUUGAAGGGCUGUCAAAAAAGAGCAGCUGCACAGUGAGGCAAGUGGAACGGUGGUUUAGAAGAAGACGAAACCAGGACCGGCCGGGACUGCUGAAGAAGUUCAAGGAAGCAUGCUGGAGGUUUGCAUUUUACCUUUUGGCAUUUGUUGGAGGAAUAGUCGCCCUGUAUGACAAACCCUGGUUUUAUGAUACUAAUGAAGUAUGGAAGCAUUAUCCCCUUCAGUCUAUGAUGCCAUCCCAGUACUGGUAUUAUGUGAUUGAGAUGAGUUUUUACUGGUCCCUCUGUUUCAGCAUCGCUUUUGAUGUGAAAAGAAAGGACUUUAAGGAGCAGAUCAUCCACCAUUUGGCAACCAUUAUCCUGCUGAGCUUUUCCUGGUGUGCCAAUUACAUCCGUAUAGGGACCUUAGUUAUGAUCACCCACGAUGCCUCAGACGUCUUGCUGGAGUCUGCCAAGCUUUUCCAUUACGCCAGAUGGAAGGACAUCUGCGAUGCCAUCUUCAUCUGCUUUGCUGUUGUGUUUAUUGUCACCAGACUGGUGAUAUUUCCAUUUUGGCUUAUCCACUGUACGUGGAUCGGUCCCCUCAAGUAUUACCCACCGUUUUUUGGAUAUUACUUUUUCAACUUAAUGCUGCUGGUUCUGCAAUGUCUACACAUUUUUUGGGCCUUCCUAAUCCUUCGGAUGGUGCAGAAAUUCAUUUCGGGAAAUCUUGAGAAAGAUGAAAGGAGUGAUGAGGAAGAAGAUGAUGACGACACCACAGAUGAAGAUGAACAUCAGCACAAAGUAAAUGGCUUAAUAAAUAAAGAAUGUGCCACCGCCAGUGGUCCAUGUGAUCACUGACAACGAGAAAUGGCCGCGCUGCUUGCCGUCUGGACUUCAGGCCACACUGCAUUGGGCGGGCAGCAGACUGACUGAAAUAAAUAAGAAAUGGAUUAUUUAAGUGUGACGUGAAGCCCCUGGGACUGGGGGGCAGAGGCCAGAAUUUUAAAAACUUCAAAAAACAUGACAUUCAGAAUGUGAAAAGGGGGGAUGUAGGCAUCGUUAUUAUAAAGCACGGGAGCGUCGAUCAAAUUUUCAGCACAAGCAUCAAGAAACAAGUCGAGCAAUAGGACGAUCCAGGAGAGAGAAGAUUCGUGUCCUGCAUGUCGUAAUAUUUACAUCUGGGUGAUAACAUUUUGCGGUCUACAUUCAAUAAUGUAGUCGGCAACAGAGGAUGCCAAGGAGAUCAUUCAUCUUUAUUGGAUCGCCUUCCAGACUGCCAAGGUAAGCAGCACACGCAAACCUUUAUACAGCAGCGUAGCACAACACCGAGUACUUAUUGACAUUAUCGGAGCAUUACGGCUACCAGGGUACUCUUACUGUUAUCUGCGUUCCAUAUCGCAGCUGACUGCAGAGGAUGUAAAGGACGUUCUUCAUCUUUAUCGUAUCCCCUGGCAGACUACCAACGUAACCAGAACCCACAAAUCCUUAUGAAGCAGCCUAGUAGAACACGUUACGUCAUAAGUCUAGAAUUUAUGAUUAUCAUCACAGCAUUAUGGCUACCACGGUGUCUAAUGGAGAAAAUCACUACUACGGUAUUUACAUUCAAUAAUGCUGCUGACCACAGAGGGUACAAGGAGGUCCAAAAGUCCACAGUUAACUAACAGGCGCAAAUGUCUGAAUUACAGCAGUCCAGUGGAGAAAAUUACAACUCCCAUGGAGAGCGAGGUCUGCUGGUCGUGAGGUCCUGAAGGAUGAAGGGUUUUUCAGCCAAAGAUACAACAACACUGCAAAAUUCCAUCACCGAAACAUCUGCCAGUGCCAGAUGGACAUCGAGACCACAACCCCAGAAUGUGUUACAGGAAAUGAGGCGUCAGUCACUUGGGACACACCAACUGGACAUCUUUAUUAAAGAAACGAGAGGCCAACGGAGCCUGAAUGACGGGUUCAGUCCCAAGUGAUAACUCGUUGCUCAGAUCAGAGAGAAAACUAAAGCUGAUAAAGCGAUAUAAAAAGAUACGCAAAACUGGGCCAAAGGUGCUGAGGUACACAGGGCUACUUCCAGGCCCAUCUUGACAUCCUACUAGUUAAAAUCAAAAGAAAACCUCCGUGGAUGUACAGUAGACAUUACACUGCAGUCCUGUUACUUCAUUCCACAGCCUGCUGCAAAACGGUGAAUGGGAGUGUAUGGAUGGCACGACAGAAAAGCCACUUGACUUGACAAGACUUGAAAAAGGAGGCACAAUGCAGUUACCACGCCACGCCAAGCCCACCCUGCAAAUGAGAGCGAAAAAGCGGAAACGGCAGCACAACAUCACUUCAUGACAGACAGAUGAGGGAAGACCACACCACCCAGGAGACGUUAACCCUGAGGGAACAUUCCAGAAGAAAAGCUGCACCCACUUGGCGUUUCAAAAUAAGAGCCACCACCUCAUGCAAUAUGUCCCACCACUAGAAGUACCAGUGAGCCAAGGGAUUUGAAAACUCCAGUGUAUGGCCUCUUUUAGUCACCUAGAGUAUGUUUUACAAUUUACAUAUUUAAUCUUUAAUUAUUUUUAUUUAAGACAAAAUAGUAAAUAUUACAAUGUUAUGACCCUAAUGUAUGUAUUUUUGCUGUCAUUUCAGUGGAGUGUAUUUCAGUUUUAGAUUACUUGAAGAUAUCACUGCAAUGACAUUUCACUCCAGUUUACUGAAGAAAAUAAAGUUAUGGAAUAAAUCUAUGAAGAUAA